AGCCGAUGUUACUUUCCGAUUCAAUGCACGAUAAUUACCAAAUCUAUUGAUAUUGAUAAUGGAAUCACAUUGAAAUGGAAUGAUGUUGAUAAGAAAUGUUUCCUGUUGUUUGUGCACAUGUAGACCAUGAUAACGAGGCAGCAUUUAUUUCGCGAGAGGGCCUGAUCCGAUGCCAUAUUUUCGUUUCACAAAGUAGAAGUUUACUUCCCCAAGAUGAGUACAAUUGUUCCUUACUCAAACGAGGACCCCGAAAAGCUAUUUGUUUGUCCUUAUUUCAAGGAGCAUGUCGUUCGUGCAUGUCGAUUUAACCAGCACAUUCGCAAGUGUCAGAAGAUCCAAGGUGGUGUAGGAUACUUAAUUUGUCCAUUUAAUCGAUCACAUCAUAUACCAGAAAAAGAUUAUAACUUCCAUCUCAAAAAUUGUCCAGAUAAGCAUGUGAUUCAGCAAGACAUAGAUGAAGCUCAAGGCAUAAAGCAGCACACGCUACCGGCUGUGGAACAUCACCCAGAAUAUGAUAAACUAGAGUCAACUGAAGAUUGGGAUGCUGAGUUUGAGCAUCAUCAGCUUCAACAAAGGAUGGAUCAAGAACAACAAAUGGAAGAAGAACGAAAUGCGGAGGAGGAGGAGGAGAAUCUUACCAAUAUUCAGUUGCUGCCUGAACACCCUCCAAACUGGGAAAGUAUGACCAAAGCACAAAAAACAAAUUACAAACGCAGAUAUAAAAAACAGCAAGAAAAGCUUAAAGAAAAAGGCUUGACACAUGCAGAUUUUCAAAAAUCAAAGAACCCUGAGGACUGGACCGAGGAAGAGAGGGAAGCAAAAAUAAAUUUGAUGUUAAGUUUGUAUCCUCCUCCAAAAGUAACAGGUAGUUUCAAAGAUUACAAAAGUGUAUUAAACCAAUACUGCCAGAAAAACAGGAUAAACCAGCCUAAGUAUUAUGAAAUCCCCUCAUGCUUCAGUGGUUUUGCUUGUGAAGUUAUGGUGAAUGGCAAGACAUACAGAAGCCAUGGCCAUCAAACCAACAAAAAAACUGCAGGCCAUUCUGCUGCCAAAUGGGCACUCAUGGAGCUUGAGGUACCAGAAGCGGAACAAAAUGAGCUUAAUCAAAAGCUUCGCCCUGCAAGAACAGCUGAAGAUAUGGCCAUGUUGCGCUCUGCUCACGAGGUUGGCUUGCUACAACAGGCAGGGCACCUUCCAUCUGUAAGCAAGCCAUCACAAGAAAUGAAUAAUCAUGUUACUAAACGAAUGCAGCAAGUGAAACCUCCAGUUACACCACAAGUUGUGUCUAAACCGUCUCCUCAACCUGUACCGGAGCCUGUGCCUGUAUUGAUUCCUCCAUCUGCCUUCACAAAGCAGACUGACAUUAAUGGAGGUUUUGCAUCUCCUGUAGCAUCAGGAGUAGACUCUAAUGAUAGUUGGCAAACAGUUGGUUCCAAAAAGUCUGCAAGAUCAGGAAAAGGACGCGGACGAGGAACGGCCUUGGCAACCUUCUAAACAUUUUUCACACAGAGCACAGUUAAAAAAAGCACACACAGCCCUCCUGAUGUGAGUUCGCAUUUUUCUGAACCAAGCAUGAAAGAUAAAAAGCUAUUAAAAUUUUCAUUUAAUUUAAUGACAUUAGAGUAUUUUCUUUCUUUACAUUGUCAGUUAAAUGUAAGAAAGCCCCAUGUUUUUAAACUUUUUAGAUAUGGUGUUGAUUUCAUAACUGGCGGUGAUUGUUCUUAUUAUAGGGCAAACAAUAAACAUAAGUUGUUUGCUUGGCUUUCAAGAAAAUAAUUUUGGCACAUUUCGGCUCUAUGUCUGUUUAUAUUUUGGCUUGUCAGUUAGACUUUGCGGGGAUUUUAAAAAAACUAACAUUUUAGUUUUAGAGAAGAAGUGUUUCAUUAGGAAAGACUUUGAUGAUUCCAUUAUUCCACUUUUAUAACAUUUAGAAAGUUUAAAUACAAACAGUUUUAGUUUUAAAUUCAGAUUUGUGUAUAGGGUGUUGUUAAAGAAUAUUAGGGACAUCUACUUUCCCCCGUAACAGUCCUGCUUUUGAAUAAGGGGGGGGGGGAUAAAAACAGGUUUGCAUUUCUUGUCAGGGCUACCCAAGAUUUUUGAGCAUGUUUUUAAAUGAAAUUUGAAAUAUUUAGCAAUUUGUUUGUCACUUUGUUGCCUAAUGAUGUAACAACAUACCUUUACCUUUACAUGUGUAUUGAUGCAGGGAUAACAAUGUAAUGGAUUGCAGACCAUUUCAAAACCUGCCUUAUAAUGUCACCUUUAUGUAAAAUAGUUCUGUUUUGUUAAGAUUCUUUGUCAAUGGUAUA
Rhopilema esculentum is the source of this 2306-nucleotide messenger RNA. RefSeq lists its product as uncharacterized. The record is from RefSeq and is a predicted model, not a curated record. Lineage: Eukaryota; Metazoa; Cnidaria; Scyphozoa; Rhizostomeae; Rhizostomatidae.